This is a messenger RNA of Equus quagga, 5135 nucleotides long. RefSeq names its product FCH and mu domain containing endocytic adaptor 2 (gene FCHO2). Lineage: Eukaryota; Metazoa; Chordata; Mammalia; Perissodactyla; Equidae. The record is from RefSeq and is a predicted model, not a curated record. The transcript has 28 exons. Bases 1 to 2685 code for a protein of 894 amino acids. Gene Ontology annotation, biological process: synaptic vesicle endocytosis; clathrin coat assembly; clathrin-dependent endocytosis. Gene Ontology annotation, cellular component: clathrin-coated pit; clathrin-coated vesicle; cytoplasm.
AUGGAAGGGGCGGCUUCUCGGCGAACAGGACUGUGUCCUGAACUCUUAUUUCUGGGCGUCUCGAGGGUGGACGUGCUUAGUGAUCGAUCAGUUCAUCGUUGUUUGCCUUCAGUAGUCCUUGUUUUCCGCGAGCUGCAUCCAGUUAGCCACGCCCGGAUUGCACGACCGCAUUGUAUUCAACUGCAGCAAGCUGUGAAAAUGCAAACUACAGAUUUAUCUGUAGUUCAAGUAGACUUGACAGCGCUGCAGAACAGUUUUAGUGAUCCUGUGUGGAAAUUUCAGUGUGGGGAAAAAAAUAGUGGCUUUGAUGUCCUUUACCAUAAUAUGAAACAUGGACAGAUAUCAACAAAAGAACUGGCAGAUUUUGUAAGAGAAAGAGCUACAAUAGAAGAGGCGUACUCCAGAUCAAUGACAAAACUAGCAAAAUCUGCAAGCAAUUAUUCACAACUUGGGACAUUUGCACCAGUGUGGGAUGUGUUCAAAACAUCUACAGAGAAAUUAGCAAAUUGUCACUUGGAUCUUGUUAGAAAAUUACAAGAAUUAAUAAAAGAAGUUCAGAAAUAUGGAGAAGAACAAGUAAAAUCUCAUAAAAAGACUAAAGAAGAAGUUGCGGGAACUCUGGAAGCUGUUCAAACCAUUCAGACCAUUACUCAGGCCCUCCAGAAAUCCAAGGAAAGUUACAAUGGCAAGUGUGUAGAACAGGAGCGUUUGAGGAAGGAAGGAGCUACGCAAAGAGAAAUAGAAAAGGCAGCUGUUAAAUCUAAGAAAGCCACAGAUACCUAUAAACUCUAUGUGGAAAAAUAUGCAUUAGCAAAAGCUGAUUUUGAACAGAAAAUGACAGAAACAGCUCAGAAAUUUCAAGAUAUUGAAGAAACUCAUCUCAUUCACAUAAAGGAAAUUAUAGGAUCCCUGUCAAAUGCUAUAAAGGAAAUUCAUUUACAAAUAGGCCAGGUCCAUGAAGAAUUUAUAAAUAACAUGACUAACACUACAGUUGAAAGCUUGAUACAAAAAUUUGCUGAGUCAAAAGGCACUGGGAAGGAAAGACCUGGCCUCAUUGAAUUUGAAGAAUGUGACCCUGCUAGUGCAGUUGAAGGUAUAAAACCAAGGAAAAGAAAGACUUUUGGUUUGCCAGGAAUAAUUAAAAAGGAAAAGGAUGCAGAGUCCGUGGAAUGCCCUGAUGCAGAUUCACUUAACAUUCCUGAUGUAGAUGAAGAAGGCUAUAGUAUAAAACCAGAAGCAAAUCAGAAUGAUACCAAAGAGAACCAUUUCUACUCAUCUAGUGAUUCUGAUUCUGAAGAUGAAGAGCCAAAGAAGUACCGGAUAGAGAUCAAGCCUGUGCACCCAAACAACUCGCAUCACGCCGUGGCUUCCUUGGAUGAGUUGAAAGUGUCCAUAGGAAACAUCACACUCUCCCCAGCAGUAUCUAGACACAGCCCAGUGCAGAUGAAUCGGAAUUCGUCUAGUGAAGAGUUAACAAAAUCAAAGCCGUCUGCUGCAUCCAAUGAGAAAGGGACCAGUGAUUUACUGGCUUGGGACCCCCUGUUUGGACCAUCUCUUGAUGCCUCUUCAGCUUCACUGACUUCAUCAUCAUCAGCAGCCAGGCCCACAACUCCUCUUUCUGUAGGCACCAUUGUCCCGCCUCCAAGGCCUGCGUCCAGACCAAAGCUUACUGCAGGCAAACUCAGCGGCAUUAAUGAAAUACCUAGGCCAUUCAGCCCACCUGCAGCUUCCAGUACCAGCCCGCCUCCUGCCGCCCCGCUAGCCCGGGCAGAAAGCUCUUCCUCCAUCUCCUCUGCGGCUUCCCUGAGUGCUGCCAACACUCCAACAGUGGGUGUGUCACGAGGUCCCAGCCCUGUCAGCCUUGGAAGUCAGGACACCUUACCCGUGGCAGUCGCCCUUACAGAGUCUGUGAAUGCCUACUUCAAAGGAGCAGAUCCCACCAAGUGUAUUGUGAAGAUCACUGGUGACAUGACAAUAUCGUUUCCGAGUGGAGUUAUCAAAGUCUUCACUGGCAAUCCGUCUCCCGCCGUGCUGUGCUUCAGGGUGAAAAACACCGGCAGACUGGAGCAAAUUCUUCCAAACGCACAGCUUGUGUUCAGUGAUCCAUCACAGUGUGAUUCUAACACAAAAGAUUUUUGGAUGAACAUGCAAGCUGUUACUAUCUACCUCAAGAAGCUUUCAGAGCAAAAUCCAGCUGCUUCUUAUUAUAAUGUAGAUGUGUUAAAGUAUCAGGUAUCAUCAAAUGGUAUUCAGUCCACUCCUCUAAAUCUUGCAACGUAUUGGAAAUGUAGUGCUGGCACCACAGAUCUGAGAGUGGAUUAUAAGUACAACCCAGAAGCCAUGGUGGCCCCCAGCGUGCUCUCCAACAUUCAGGUGGUGGUCCCAGUGGAUGGAGGAGUCACGAACAUGCAGUCCCUUCCCCCUGCAGUAUGGAAUGCAGAACAGAUGAAAGCCUUUUGGAAGCUGUCUGGUAUUUCCGAAAAAUCAGACAAUGGAGGCUCUGGGUCCCUCAGAGCAAAGUUCGAUCUUUCAGAAGGACCCAGUAAACCCACAACCCUUGCGGUGCAGUUCCUCAGCGAGGGGAGCACCCUCUCAGGAGUGGACGUCGAGCUCGCAGGCACUGGCUACAGGCUUUCCUUAGUCAAGAAGCGGUUUGCCACCGGGCGCUACCUGGCGGACUGUUGACAGGCCUGGGAAGGCGGUCGGCUCGAGGGAGGAGUGCAAACCUGCCAUUCUGCGUUCUCUGUUCUUUCCGAACGCUCUUCUACCUUGUCUGAUGCUUUGAGACUUUCGACAUAUUCGAGAGCUGACCACACGCUUUAAGUUGCACUUUUGAAGUGAGUCAUCGAAAGAAACAGCGCUGCACCAGUUUUCAGCGCUGUCAGUGAUGAGCUGCAAUAUUCGGGAAGCACAUUUAUUCAGAUUCUCAGUAAAAUGAAGUUUUCCUAGGCUCAAAUUUUAAAUUAUCUUCAGUGUCUAUGUUGUCUGUGUUGACAGAAGGGUUAUAGUGUAAUGUCAGGCCUAAACUGUCUGGAGAGCAAGCACAAAGUAAUUUACUUUCCAUAAAUUUCUAGUCAGAGAUGGCUUUGAAAUUUCAUAAGUUUGAUAUUGAAUGGAUACAAACACCGUGAAUUCCGAGUUUUGGAUAAUGUUAAUUUAGAACACUCAGUCAAAUUGAGUGAUGUGCCAUAAAGCAAUCAGACCAGAGUUGAGGUGUAUGCAGAACAUCUAUAAUUUGAUUCUCAUAUAAACAUAUUAAUAAAGUGUUAUAAAUGGUGUUUUAUAUGAUUUUUUUAACCCUCAAGUGCAAUGUGUUUUAAAAUAAGCUUGCAAAAGACAGCAGAAAGAGUUACUUCUGCGGUUAGUUAACUUUAUAGAAGUUGUGAUUGUUUUCAUGAAUUAAUGCUGUAGAUUUAAUUUAUUUUUAUAUGGGUUACAUAAUAUGUGCCUUUUAAAACAAUAACAAAAACCGAAAAUGUGCCUAUCCAGUUUGUGAGCAUUAACGCGCCUCACUUUUUCCUCACAAUCUGGAUCUUCUAUUCAGAAUCUUAUGGUGGUCAAGCAUUUUUACAAAAUAUUUUGCAAUUUUUGUAAGUACCUUUGGUUGCAAUUGAGAAGAAAAUUCAGAAUAACUAAAGGAUAAUCUAUAUUUAAGAACUCUGGCUCACUUCUUUAGUGAUACACUGUAGCCACUAGAAAGAGAAAUAUACCUAAUGGCAUAUGUUUACAGGGAAAAAAGUUACCUUCAGAUAUUCCGCCUUAACCUCAUCAGAAGUAUGUAAAUCUUAACACAAAUUCUGAAAAACUGUAAUGGUAAGUUGAUGACUGGUAUUUUAACCCUCAAUGUCACAUUUCCCUUCACUCUGUUUAUCAUUGGAAAUUUACACAUUUAUUUACUGAUUGUGUUGUGAGCAUGAAUUUUGUAGUAUUUUGUGAGGAACAUAAUUUAGAAAAGAUUAGUUUUAGCAUUAGAGAGAGAAGUGCUGCCUUUUUUUUCAUUUCAAUGAUUGGAAAAAUUACCAGUUUGUAUGUUUUUAUUCUUGUUUAAUUGCCACCUGCUAAAAAUAGGGAAAUCAUUUGAAGUGAUGGAUUGGGCUAAGCAUUUCUUAAACUACUAAUAUUAAAUAGUAAAAAGUCUAACUUAAAGCAAAUCCUGAUUAAUUGAAGGAAUUAAAUAUUUUGGACAAAGCUUCAUAAUUUACAGACGGGAAUUUUAUUUAUAGGGAUAAGUACCAAUGUCCUGCAUUUUGCAUAGAAAUGAUAAAUUGUGUUAUAUAUGAUAAUAUAAAACCACUAAUUGUUCUGUUAAGCUUUACAGAAAAUAAAACCCCUACUACUAGACAUUUGUGUAACAUCCUGACAUACUAAACACAGCAGAAAAUCUACUCGUUAGCAACAUAUAUAACACGGUAUGUGCUUUCUUUUAUAUAUUCACUGUUAGCCCAAUUCUAAGUUUAAAUUUGACUAAAGCAACACAAGACAAUUUGCUAAAAUAUUCAUCUUUACUAGAUAGUGAGCAAAAUUAGAAUCUCUGACUCUUCCAUUGUGUUCUUUCAAGCGGAGUUCCAGUCCCUCGCUGGCACCCUAACUGUAACGGCUUUGCGGUCAAACUGCUUCUGCCAGGCAGUUGAUACUUCGUUAUUGGGAUUCAGACACCGUAUACUCACCGUUUGUUUUUAAUCAAGUAUUUACCUAAAAAUGUACAAAUUAGUGAAAUGGUUAAACUUCUGCACUUUCUUAAUUACCACAGUCUUCAUACCAAGUGUUGAUACAUAAAUUUGUAUUGGGUGCAGGUUACAAUUUUGAAGCCAUAUGAGUUUAUAUUGAUUUUUUUCAUUUAAAAUCCACUAAUGGUGUAAAAAAGACCAGUAGAUUUUCAAUGGGAAAUGUAUUUAGCAAGCUGGUUCUUGCUUAUGUAUAGUGAUAAACUUUGUAGCUGCCUCUUUAACCAAGAAUUUGUAAACACAGAACUCUAACAAAUGUGAGUUUUUAAGAAUUGUUAUUUACUACUUUGAGUUGUAAUUAGAACAAUGCAAAUCUAUCUUACAAAAUUUUGUAAAUAUUUUUGAUUUUUUCAUAAAAUGUAAAUUUUACGUAAGAGUUGUGCCCUUAAUAAACAUGUAAUAUAUAAUUUA